UGCGUCCCGCUCUGCUCACCGCUCGGCACUGCACACGUCGCUGCACUUCACCGAUUUGUUGCAACUUGCAGAAAUUCUGCCCCAAAACACGCUGUCCUUCAGUGACCUCACAUCCUGUUUUGCCCACUUCCUUCUGAAUGGACCGGUUUGGGACGGUCCGGUCCCAGCGCAGCGUGGGUCAGUGUGGUGUCGGCGCGUGUCGUCUCCACACCGUAGACUGUAUCAAUAAGAUCCACACACAUGUUAGAUCCGCAGUGUCGCGAGGCUGCACGGGGCACGCGGGCAAACUUUUAAUGCAACGAUUUAGUCACCUGUUGAUGCAUCGUCUCGUGCAUUGAUAGAGAAGAGGAGAGCUGCUGCACUUCUGACAGGAUGAAGACGAGAGAGGGGAAGAUUCUAAACCAGGGUCUGGAGGAUGAAAUGGAGGUGUGGGGUUACCAGCCCUGUCUGUGGAAGAGGAUCCUGGUGGGUGUGGGUGCUGUGUGCUCCGGCGGUCUCCUGCUGCUGCUGCUCUACUGGCUGCCUGAGUGGGGCGUCAAGGGAACCUGCACACACACCUCGCUGAGGGACGCACACACACUGCUGCUCAGGACCACGGACGAGUUCAGGCAGUGGUUUCGAGCCAAAGUACACGUGAUGUCGGCUCCAGGGAGGAAACCAUUCGACAGCUUGGAUCUGCAGUCCACGGCUCAGCUGCCGAACGGAGACGGAGACGGCAUCAGUGCUGUGCACGAGGAGCAUCAUGGGAAAUCUUGUCAGAUCCACUUCUUCACCCACCACAGCACCAAAUACUACUGGAACGACAUGAUACAGAACUUUGAAUUCUAUAAAGGCUUGGAGGAUGUGAAGGUGAGCUGUGCAAACAUCCACUCUGACCACGGCUCUGGACUGUCAAAAACACUGCAGGACUACAGGAGGUUGUUCUUCGGGGAGAAUGAGAUUGCUGUAAGAGUGCCGUCUUUAUUCAAGCUCCUCAUAAAAGAGGUGUUGAAUCCUUUCUACAUCUUCCAGCUCUUCAGUGUUAUUCUGUGGAGUGCUGAGGACUACUACUAUUAUGCUACAGCCAUAGUUUUCAUGUCUGUGAUCUCAAUAGCUACCUCACUGUAUACCAUUAAAAAGCAAUAUGUGAUGCUGCAUGACAUGGUGGCAACACACAGCGUGGUCCGUGUUUCAGUGUGCCGAGGAGAUAAAGAUAUCGAUCAGGCCAUGUCAACAGAUCUUGUACCCGGUGAUGUCAUCAUUAUUCCAGCGAAUGGGAUGAUCAUGCCCUGUGACGCUGCCCUCACCCAUGGGACCUGCAUCGUAAAUGAGAGCAUGCUGACAGGAGAGAGCGUACCAGUUACCAAGACGAGUCUGCCAAGUUCAGGCGAGGACGCGGCCUGGAGCUACGAUAUGGAGGAGCACAAGAGACACACCCUGUUCUGUGGGACCCACGUUAUCCAGACCCGCUUCUACGCUGGAGAACUGGUCAAGGCUGUUGUGGUCAGAACAGGCUUCAGUACAGAGAAAGGCCAACUGGUGCGCUCCAUCCUCUACCCCAAACCAACAGACUUCAAGCUGUACCGCGACGCCUACCUUUUCUUGUUGUGUCUAGUCGGGGUGGCGGGGAUCGGCUUCAUCUACACCAUCGUCCUCAGUAUCAUGAACAAGGUUCCAGCUAAAACCAUCAUCAUUGAAUCUCUGGACAUCAUCACCAUCACUGUGCCCCCGGCCUUACCGGCAGCCAUGACAGCCGGUAUCGUGUACGCGCAGCGCCGUCUGAAGCGCGUCGGCAUCUUCUGCAUCAGUCCUCAGAGGAUCAACAUGUGUGGCCAGCUGAACCUGGUCUGCUUUGACAAGACUGGAACUCUGACUGAAGAUGGUUUGGACCUGUGGGGUGUUCAGACCGCUGAAGAUGGCAGCUUCUCUCCCCCGGAGUCUGAUGCAGCUAAAGAAAGUCUGGUUAACUCUACGUUUGUGGCCUGCAUGGCGACCUGCCACUCUCUGACUAAAAUAGAGGGCGAGCUCUCCGGAGACCCUUUAGACCUCAAGAUGUUCAACGCUACAGGCUGGAUCCUGGAGGAGCCCACAGAGGAAGAGACCGCGCUUCACAAUCCCAUAAUGCCCACAGUGGUACGACCUCCAAAGCACUCUGUCCCUGAAGCCAAUCAGAACAAUCCACUAACUCAGAACAUGGAGCUGUCUGAAAUAUCAGCCUGUGAGAUCGGUAUUGUGCGUCAGUUCCCUUUCUCCUCGGCCUUGCAGAGGAUGAGUGUGGUGGUCAGGAGGCUGGGGGAGAGACACAUGAACGCCUACAUGAAAGGAGCUCCGGAGGUUGUGGCCAGUCUCUGCAAACAGCACACAGUCCCAGAGAGCUUCACAGAGACUCUGGAGACGUACACCAGGCAGGGCUUCAGGGUUAUUGCUCUGGCACAUCGACAGCUGGAGUCCAAACUCUCCUGGCACAAAGUCCAGAGCCUCAGCAGGGACCUGAUUGAAACCAACAUGGAUUUUCUUGGUUUGAUCAUCAUGCAGAACAAAAUAAAAGAGGAGACGGCUGGAGUUUUAUGUGAAUUACGACAAGCUAACAUCCGCACUUUGAUGGUCACGGGUGACAACAUGUUGACGGCGAUAUCCGUGGCUCGGGACUGUGGGAUGGUGCGUGCACAUGAGAGGGUCAUUAUUGCUGAUGCUGCGCCUCCCAAGGAUUUCCACCCUGCUACCAUCACAUGGCAUUACACUGAAAACCCUGCUCAGACCAACAAGGACAAUGAGACUGUGGAGAUAAACCUGGAGGACGGGAUUUAUGACAAGCAAGUAACUCAGCAGGAACAGAGCUAUCACUUUGCUGUGACGGGCAGAGCCUUCGCUGUUAUCACCGAGCACUUCCCUGAACUCGUCCCAAAGAUCGCGCUGAGAGCCUCCGUGUUUGCCCGCAUGGCUCCAGACCAGAAGACUCAGCUGGUGGAAGUCCUGCAGAGCAUCGACUACACUGUUGGGAUGUGUGGUGAUGGUGCCAAUGACUGUGGAGCUUUGAAGAGAGCUCACAGUGGGAUCUCUCUGUCGGAGCUGGAGGCUUCUGUUGCUUCACCCUUCACCUCCUCCACCUCCAACAUCUCCUGCGUCCCCAACCUCAUCAGGGAGGGUCGAGCCGCCCUCAUCACGUCAUUCUGUGUUUUCAAGUUCAUGGCUCUCUACAGCAUCAUCCAGUACCUCAGCGUCACUCUGCUCUACUCGAUUCUCAGCAACUUGGGAGACUUCCAGUUCCUUUUCAUCGACAUCGCCAUCAUUCUCAUCAUCGCCUUCACAAUGAGUCUGAACCCGGCGUGGAAGGAGCUGGUGUGGCGCCGCCCGCCGUCCAGUCUGAUCUCCGGCCCGCUGCUCUUCUCAGUUCUGACCCAGAUCCUCACCUGCCUCACCUUCCAGGUCCUGGCCUUCCUCUUAGUGCGACAGCAGAGCUGGUAUGAGACGUGGACGCCUCAGUCAGAUGCCUGUAACGUCUCUGGCUCCAGCGUCGUUCACAAUCCGAAUGUAACGAGCCCUCACGACCACAAAAACAUCAGGAACUACGAGAACACCACCCUCUUCUACGUUUCCUCCUUCCAGUAUUUGGCUGUGGCCAUUAUUUUCUCCAAGGGGAAGCCCUUCAGACAGCCGAGCUACAAAAACUGGCCCUUCAUGCUGUCCUGUAUCGGCCUCUAUACUUUCCUCCUCCUCAUCAUGCUGUAUCCUGUCCCUGCCAUCGACAGCUUCCUGGAGAUCGUGUGUGUUCCCCAUGACUGGCGCGUUACACUGGUCAUCAUUGUCAUAGUGAAUGCGGCUGUGUCUUUCAUGCUGGAGAUUUUGAUCCUUGACAUCAUCUUGCGGAGGCUAGUUUUCAGAUGCAAUCAGGGGGUAAAUCGCCCCACAGAGCCGCCCUCUGCUGACACACCUCAGAUGACUAACGACCGCUGGAGCCCAGCCUUUCUCUCCUGGUUGUUCUGUCGGAAAAACAAGCCACCAAGGGUUCGCUACAUGCACCUGGCUCUGGAGCUGCAGGAUGAUGCCGAGUGGCCCCCCAGACCCUCCGCCGUCACCUACGCCAGCGAUCCACAAUCCCCACUAUCUGCCCCUCUCUGACACCAACACGGCUGACAAGUAAACUACUGCACAGACUGAACCUUAAACCUGAGCUGGAGCUGAGCUCAGAGAUGUGAUGGAUGGUGUUUGCAGCUCCUCUUACUGUGAGCUGCUCACACCUCGUCCCAAUAGACAAACACUCUGCACUUGGAUUUUAGCUGUACUGUUGUGUCAUACCGCUGAGCCACAGGCCUCUGUUUAAAGUCUGGGUAAAAUAAAAUCAAUUUGUACAGGUACAGAAUCAUAGCUGAAAACAUGUAAAAAAGACUUAAAACCAUACAUGACUGAAUUUUGGAGUUAGACCAUAAAACUGUUGGGCGUGUCUAAAAUCACGGCACGAUGACACACUGGAGCUUCCUUAUCAUAACUCCGCCCCCAACACUAUAUAAGUAUCAAUGGUGGCUAACGUUGCUACAUUUAAUUUGUAUCAGCGGUCAUAGCAACAGAGGUUACAAUGUUGAAUUAAUAUCCUACAUACACUACAGGCCAAAAGUUUGGAAUGAAGGACAAUACAGGCCAAAAAUCUUUUUUAAGAAACAGUAUGAAUUCUGUGGAUUUUUGGAUGUAUUUACAGCACGAUCAGACUAGUUUAAUUCAAUUGAACCAUUUCCCCAAUUUACCUUUAGGUAUACAUUGAUGUUACCAGACUAUUACUGAAUAAAUGUAAACAAAAGAGAAGAAGGGCUUAGUUUUAAGGUUAAGAAGAUUUGCAAGAGUCACAACUUCAGUGCAAAAGUGAAAAAACAAAUUCAAUUAACGAACUGUAUGCAUUAUUCACUUUAGCUCUUUGGCUUUUGAGAGUUUGCCUAUGAAUAUAAACGAAUGCCUCGUAUAUGCCAUGCUGUUGUUAAAGCCAGAGGAGGUUACUUUGAAAGCAAAGUCUAAGCAAGAAAAACCCCAAAAUUGUUGUACAAAUUUAAUCUUGCUUGCAAACUUUUGGCCUGUAGUGUACGCACUAAUACUGGAGCAUUUUAUGAACCGUUAUUGUCUACGGGUGGUCGCGAGGACCUCAGAUCUCUGCACUGCAGCUCACCCGAACAGAAACACAAGAUUUACUCUCUGUGGUUUGUUUGGCACGAACAUUUUGAGAGAUGCAGAGAGCCAGUUUGAAAGCAGCAGAGAGUCACCGGAGAAGUCAGAUAUCAAAUAUCAGGUUUCAGCGCCUUCAGCAGACACGCCCCCAGCGUUUCAGUGCAGAGAAUACGGCUUAUGUUUUCACUAUUUUAUAACCAAAUUUUUUACCCAUUGCGUUUUUUUUUCUGAAUCAAAUUUGGCUGGAUGUUUAAUAACACAUUUUUCUAUGGUUUGAAAAACUCAGAUCACAAACAGUACUGUGCAAAAUAAGAAUGCUUUUAAAAAUAGAAAUGUUAAUCAUUUAUUUUUAUCAACUAAUAUUAUGCAAAGUGAUUGAACAGACGAUCGAUUUAAAUCAAAUUAAUAUUUGGUGUGACCACCCUUUGCCCAAACCAGCAUCAAUUCUUCAAGGCAUUUUUUCCACACUUGCCUCAGACUUUUGCACAGUACUGUACAUAUUUUUGCUUUACCCAGACUUUAAGGAGUAGUUCAACUUUUUGGGAAAUGUUCGCUCCCUUGCAACAUUAGAUAAGAUGAUUGAUUCCACUCUCAUAUCUACGGUAUCAAUCUUCUCAUCUAACAAAUGAGCAUAUUUCCUAAAAUGUCAAACUAUUCUUUUAAGAUGAGUGGAGGUCUUAACUCGCUACAUUGUUCUUCACUACCGAUGGCAACCUAACUACAACACUUGACAUGUGUGUCAGACAAGUCUUUUUUUUUUUCUUUUAUUAUCUGAGCCAAUAUUUGAAAAAGUUGUAUUUUCCCCAUUCUGGCAUCAUCCAGAUCCAUUUUGUUCAGCUGCUGUCCAUGAAUCUUUCUGCUUCACUGUGAAUAAAAUAAUAGAGCCUUCCACUAGCUGCUAAAACCUAAAAGUUGUAAAACAGUGUUAGGUCAUAUGGAUUCAAAGAAACACAGGACACACUUAAGGGCUUUUUUUUUUUUGCAAUUUUAUGAACACAUCUGGUACAAAAAACAUUCCUUUGCUGCAUUUCAGUCUCAGAGUUGCUUUCGGUUGAAAUUCUUCCUGUGGAAGAGAGAAGCAGAAAUUUCUAUGUCCCUUUUUAAAAAUGUUUAUUGCCGGUGUGUGUGUGUGUGUGUGUGUGUGUGUGUGUGUGUGUGUGUGUGUGUGUGAGAGAGAGAGCAAGAAAUUUGUUAGUUAACAAGAGAACUAAAUAAUUUCCAUUGAUUGCGUUCUAAAAUCUUUACGUUCUGCUUCUCAAACUUUCUAUGUCAAUGAAACGUUUGCAAGUAAAAAUAAUGACACCGUUUAACAUCACUAAGGUACUGUACAUUACUGAUAAUGUUUUAAAUGAUUAAUGAAUUAAUCAAAAUGAAUCAGAGACACUUGCUGCUGUGACAAUUGUGUAACAGUUGAUUUUAACUUUUGAUUUUUAUAUAUUUUUAUGUAACUGUUUACAGCUGAUGUAUUUUUCUAGUUAAAAAUGAAAUAAAUGGGAAAAAAGAUUAGAAUUAGUCACCUAAAUUUCUCCUUUAUUGCCACAGAAAUAGCAUUUUUUAAAGAUAAUUAAAAACAAACAAACUGUAAUCCAGUAUUUGUACUUGUUUUCUUAUUUCAGUAAAAUGUUUCAGUGUCUGUCAACAAAUAUCCCUGUGUUUGCUCAGCAGAAGUCCCAUUACAUUUCCCAAUAAAUCUGUAUAUUAAGCCA
Centropristis striata (black sea bass) is the source of this 6836-nucleotide messenger RNA. Its product is annotated as polyamine-transporting ATPase 13A3-like. Lineage: Eukaryota; Metazoa; Chordata; Actinopteri; Perciformes; Serranidae. Gene Ontology annotation, cellular component: late endosome membrane. Bases 373 to 4098 code for a protein of 1241 amino acids. Gene Ontology annotation, molecular function: ATP hydrolysis activity; ATPase-coupled monoatomic cation transmembrane transporter activity; ATP binding. The record is from RefSeq and is a predicted model, not a curated record. The transcript is spliced from 33 exons. Gene Ontology annotation, biological process: intracellular calcium ion homeostasis; polyamine transmembrane transport.